AUGCGCAGCCUCGCGCUCCAGCCGCGCCCGCUCCUCUCGCCCAGUUCCAUCGGAUGCCGCGCCCUUGCGCCGACCGCCUACCAGAGCGCCCUCUCCGACGCCGUCCUGUGGGCCGCCGACCCGAUCGUUGGCGACGUCGUCGGCCCCGUCUGCUCCGCGCUCACGUGCCGGCUCACCCUCGGCGCACUGCUUGCCGCCGCGGCGGCGGCUCUGCUGUGGCUGCCGUUUGGCGCCGUGCCCGCCCGUUUGCUGCCGCUGCUGUGCUGGUGGACGGUGCCGCUGUCGGUGGUCUCGUACUACGGGCAGGUGGCCGACACGCGGCGCACAGGCCAGUACGACGCCACCCUCGCAGAGGUUCGGCUCCGACUAAUUGGCUCGCUGGUCCGGGUCGGCACGACGCUCCGCUUCCUCGCGGGUGACCGCGCCGUGCUGGCGAACCACUUCGUCGGCCUCCUCGGCUGCUCGCUCAUCCUCCUCGCGCAGCGCGAGUGGCGCAAGACGGGUGCCCUCGGCCGCGUCGAGCUGCGCAAGGCGCUGUCGCACGACAACUGGCGAGACUACCGCUCGCUGGGCGGCUUCGAGGGGCGGUGGAGCUUGCGAUGGAGCGUCAAGGCCAUGUAUAAGAUGUCCGCAUAUAGCAUAUAA
Emiliania huxleyi CCMP1516 is the source of this 645-nucleotide messenger RNA. RefSeq lists its product as hypothetical. The record is from RefSeq and is a predicted model, not a curated record. Lineage: Eukaryota; Haptophyta; Isochrysidales; Noelaerhabdaceae. Bases 1 to 645 code for a protein of 214 amino acids. The transcript has 4 exons.